This is a messenger RNA of Brassica oleracea var. oleracea, 1468 nucleotides long. RefSeq names its product two-component response regulator ARR14. Gene Ontology annotation, molecular function: DNA binding. Bases 110 to 1240 code for a protein of 376 amino acids. The transcript has 5 exons. Gene Ontology annotation, biological process: phosphorelay signal transduction system; cytokinin-activated signaling pathway. The record is from RefSeq and is a predicted model, not a curated record. Lineage: Eukaryota; Viridiplantae; Streptophyta; Magnoliopsida; Brassicales; Brassicaceae.
AGUGGCUACUUACUCAUCACUGUACGGCUUCAAUCAUUAUAUCUUCCUCCUCACCUCUCUCAUUAUCAAACCAAACCUAAACAACUUUCUUUGUGAGUUCAAAGAAAGCAUGACCAUCAGCGAUCAGUUUCCUUGUGGGUUAAGAGUCCUUGUCGUAGACGACGACGCUUCCUGUCUGAUAAUCCUCGAGAAAAUGCUUCUCCGCCUCAUGUACCAAGUUACCAUCUGCUCCCAAGCCGACGUCGCUUUAACCCUCUUGAGAGAAAGAAAAGGCUGUUUCGAUCUGGUCUUGAGCGAUGUUCAUAUGCCUGGUAUGAACGGCUACAAACUCCUCCAGCAAGUCGGUCUCGAGAUGGAUCUUCCUGUCAUCAUGAUGUCUGUUGAUGGAAGAACAGCGACAGUCAUGACGGGAAUCAACCAGGGAGCUUGUGAUUAUCUUAUUAAGCCGAUUCGUCCUGAAGAGCUCAAGAACAUAUGGCAACACGUGGUUCGCAGGAAGUGCACAAUCAACAAGAACAGUAUCAGCAGCAGCAGCAGCUUGGAGAGUCUUUUCUCUGUUAGUGGAGUCUCAGAGGGGAGUUUGAAACGUAGGAAGAACAAGAGAAGGGUCGAUAGUGAAGAAGACGAUCUUCUUGAUCCUGGAAACAGUUCCAAGAAGUCGCGUGUUGUUUGGUCAAUGGAAUUACAUCAACAAUUCGUCAAGGCUAUAAACCAUCUUGGAAUUGAGAAAGCUGUACCAAAGCGGAUUCUUGAGUUGAUGAAUGUGCCUAGCUUAAGCAGAGAAAACGUCGCUAGUCAUUUACAGAAGUACCGAUUGUAUUUGAAAAGAUUAAGUGGUGCAGCUUCUCAGAGUAGGGACGCUGAGUCUAUGGAAAGAUAUGAAAACAUUCAAGCUAUGGUUUCCUCUGGACAGAUACAUCCGCAGGCAUUAGCUGCCUUGUAUGGUCGACCAAUAGACAAUCAUAUGUCUGGUGGUUUUGGAGUUUGGAUACCUACUGACAAUCAUUUUGGUGGAUCUAAUGUAUCAUCAGCUUCUAACCGGUGUUUUGGGGCUUUGGACAGUCCUUCAUCUGUUGCUGCUUCGAUGUCUGUUCAUGGUUUAUCUUCCUCUGGAAAUGUAAGACAGCAAGCUGAUGGUUUCAGCAACAGCACAGACUACAGAAUCAGACAAGGGAAUGGGUCAGGCAUCAGUGAAGAAUCUUGGAUCUUGGGAAGACCUUUAAGACAGCGAAAGGCUUAAGAGGAGUAGACAAGCAUUGGUUAUGUAUCUGUUUCCUUCAAAUCUUUAGAAUGGAUUGAAGUUUUAAGGAAACUUGUAUGUCUGCAAAAUGUUAGGGGUAAGUGUAAGAAGAUGAUGAAGAGUUUAGGACAAAGUCCUGUGUUUGUAUUGCUAAUACAAGUAGAGUUACGUUUUAAUGUGGAGGCUUGAGACUGUCUAUGAAUGAAGAUGGAUGAGUAUUUACAACUC